UCCAGCGUCGUCGAUGACGCCGGAACCUCGUCGCCGCCCGCUGUUCACCAUGUCGAUGGUGAAGAACAUAUAUAGCCGUCGAGACGAUUGACAUGGUUUAGGAGCGUCAGGCAUGACACUUGCUGGCCGUCUUCGACAUCAACUGCUGAACAACCCAUAACCAUGCGAUCGACCCUCGCCCUCUCUUUCGCCAUCACCGCGUCAUCUGCACUGGCCUCGCCCCUGCUCGACAUCAGGGACUCGCGGGGAAUCAGUAACACCACCGGCCUCCCUGCCAGUUUCAACCAGACCACCGGCGCGAGCAAUGCGACCGCGCUCAACUGCACGUCAUUCGUCAAGACGUUCGAGCUGACUUCGAACAACACGCUGUUGGCCAUCCCGAUCCCUACGGGCGCCAAGGCGGUUUCGGACCUCGUCACCGACUUUGUCUCGGUCAACACCAACUUUACGGGAGAAUACCUUGUUGGCAGCAACGAGACGACCGGGUCUUAUGACAUCUGGAUGCAAUACUGCGAGCCCGCUGGCGGUGCUACCAAGAACGCCACGCUCGAGCUGAUUCACGGUAUCAACUUUGACCACUCCUACUGGUCCUUCAACACGUCCUCCAACGGGACCGAGUACAACUUCAUUCAAGCCGCUGCCAAUGCAGGGUACGCUACGCUUGCCUACGACCGUCUCGGAGUCGCCCAGUCGUCCAAACCCAAUGGAAUCAACGUCACCCAGACCGCGACCGAAGUCGCCAUCGCCAACGCCGUUGCAGAGGCCCUGAGGAAUGGGACUCUCGUCCCCGGCAACUCGGUUCAACCGGCCGAACAGGUCGUUGCCAUUGGACACUCUUACGGCUCGGCUCAAUCACACGGGCUCGCCACCAUGCACCCCGACGCCGUCGACGCUGUGGUCCUCACUGGAUUCUCGACCAACGGCCAGGGUGUACCUUUGUUCCUCUCCGCUUCGACCUACUCUCCUGCUAGCGAGGUCAAUGCGACCAGGUUUGGAAACUACUCGAACGAGUACUUGUUGAGCGGGACAAUCCAGGGGGAUAGGCAGUUGUUCUUUUACAACGGAGGGUACGACGAGGAGGUGUUCGUCAAGGGAGAGGCUGCCAGGCAGACCGUGACCAUCGGAGAGCUGCUCACGCUUGGAGGACCCAUCGCACCUCCUCAGGCCGCUUCCAACUUUACCGGUGACGUCCUCGUAGUUACCGGUUCUCAUGAUCUCGUCUACUGUGCCGGGGGGUGUAUCCGUAACGGUACCAACCUGCCCGCCGAGGUCCAGACAUUGUACCCCAACGCUGGAAGUUUCGAGACGUACCUUCCUGCGUACACGGGACAUGCUAUCAACUUGCACUACUCGGCCCCGGAGACGUACGCUUAUGUCUUCGAGUGGCUGUCUCAGCAUGGAUUGUAGACGAUCCGACCCAUUUCUAAGGUAGACAAGCCGUAACGGCACACAUGAGAAAUUAACCCGAUCAUAAUUACCUGAAACGCAAUCUUGUAAACAAUGCACAUCAGCGCGAUUAACCCCUAUUCU
Messenger RNA from Filobasidium floriforme, 1530 nucleotides. Its product is annotated as Alpha/Beta hydrolase protein. The record is from RefSeq and is a predicted model, not a curated record. The transcript has 5 exons. NCBI's taxonomy places the organism in Eukaryota, Fungi, Basidiomycota, Tremellomycetes, Filobasidiales, Filobasidiaceae. Bases 163 to 1407 code for a protein of 414 amino acids.